AUGCACUUCACAAGCUCCUCCCUGUCACCUUGCUUUGACUUUCCCGCCUCCUGCCAGCUGACUUGCAAGGGAAGAAAAACCUCAUUUCAUCUCCCAGGAGGGAUCCAGGGUGUUAUGGGAACUGAGAACUCCAAGAACGAGAGACGGAGGAGCAUGGGUUUUCUGAGGAAAGGUCCAAAGUUGCCUGCCUGGGAAGAUGCUCUUCUGGCAGGGAAAGAGCCCAAGUCGCUGCUGAGACGGGGGUUGCGUUAUGUCAGCUUGAGCCUCAUAAUGAAAGGGAUGACCAGCACGCCUGACUUCUUGUGGGGACUGCCCGAGGUGCAGAAACUCAACCUUUCCCACAACCAGCUGGUGAUGAUUCCUCCUUCCUUGGGCAAACUGGACAGGCUGGUAGUGCUGAACUUGGGUGGCAACUGCCUCAAGUGCCUACCUAAAGAGAUUGGGCUGCUGAGGAACCUGAAGAUCUUGUUCGUCAACAUGAACUGCCUGACAGAAGUGCCAGCAGAGCUCAGCCUGUGCAGGAAGCUGGAGGUUUUAAGCCUCUCGCACAACUGCAUCUCCCAACUGCCUCUGAACUUCGCUGACCUGACAAAUUUGAGGAAGCUCAACCUCAGUAACAACCGCUUUGUGCAGAUUCCCCUCUGCAUUUACGCGCUGAGGAGCUUAGACUUCUUACACCUAGGGUCCAACAGGCUUGAAAACAUCGCAGAGAGCAUCCAGUAUCUGGUCAAUCUGCAGAUCUUCAUAGUAGAGAAUAACAACAUACGCACCCUGCCACGGUCUAUCUGCUUCCUCACCACACUGGAGCUGCUAAAUGCUGAUUACAACACCAUCCAGACCCUCCCAGACGACCUCUACCUGCUGCACCGCCUGCCACGCAUCGCAUGGAACCCAAUGGACAAAGGUCUCCACAUUGCCCACAACCCCCUGUCCCGGCCCCUGCCUGAGGUCAUAGAAGGAGGGCUGGAUGUCCUCUUCAGCUACCUCAAGGAGAAAAAGGAGCACCACUGA
Molecule: messenger RNA, 1011 nt
Organism: Pogoniulus pusillus (Red-fronted tinkerbird)
Lineage: Eukaryota; Metazoa; Chordata; Aves; Piciformes; Lybiidae
Gene: LRRC30
Product: leucine rich repeat containing 30
Exons: 2
Coding region: 1-1011 (336 amino acids)
Molecular function (GO): protein binding
Source: RefSeq, a predicted model, not a curated record